Lodderomyces margitis is the source of this 927-nucleotide messenger RNA. RefSeq lists its product as uncharacterized. Bases 1 to 927 code for a protein of 308 amino acids. Lineage: Eukaryota; Fungi; Ascomycota; Pichiomycetes; Serinales; Debaryomycetaceae. Gene Ontology annotation, molecular function: hydrolase activity. The record is from RefSeq and is a predicted model, not a curated record. The transcript has a single exon.
AUGUCACUCGACCAACACGAAAUCAAACUCCACAAUGAUGGCAGAGAAUUUACCACAUUAAGUAAUUUUCCUUUAUCAACAAUUGAUGCACAAGACUUUGACCGCGUCAUUAUUCUUCUUCAUGGAUUCCCUGACGUCAAUACCACUUUUAACAAAGUAUGGCCAUUGUUGCUUUCCCAUUUUAAAGAGAAAGUUUUACUCAUUGCUCCUAAGUUGAGAGGGUACGAGAAGUCAAGUAUCGGACCUGAACAGGAGUAUAUGUUGCCUUAUCUUGCCGGUGAUGUCAAAGGUUGGAUCUAUGAAGUUAAUCCUAAAUUGGACAAGCCAGUACAUUUAGUAGGCCACGACUGGGGAGCUAUUAUAGCAUUCAAGACGGCAAAUUUGUAUCCUGAAUUGAUUACGUCUAUGGUUACUUUAGCAAUUCCUUACUUGGCAAACGUAAGAGGGUACGAGUUGUUGUGGCACGCACCUGAGCAAAUGUACUUGUCAACAUACUUUUUCACUAUGCAGUAUCCUUGGCUAUACAAGGCAAAAUUGACAGAGUCAAAUGAUUACUUGACAUACCUUUGGAAGUACUGGUCGCCCGGUUACAAUGUGUCGCAAGACGAGAUUAGUGAAGUUAGAGAUGCAUUCAAGAGAGAUGGCGUAGUAGAUGCUGUCACAGCCUACUACCGCCACUUGUUCCGUCCGUUAUCAUUUUGGAAAUCGAGAUGGCCUGUUGAUUUUGUAAAAGUUCCCACCUUGAUCUUAAAUGGAGAAAAUGACGGCUGUAUGUCUGCCAGAAUAGCGCAAUUGGAACAAAAGAAAUUAAAGAGUUUGUAUCCAAAGGCCCAAGUUAAGGUAGUUCCUCAAGUAGGCCAUUUCUUACAAAGAGAGGCUCCAGAUGUAGUUGCUGGUUUAAUUGCUGAUUUCUUAGAGUCUAUUUAA